This is a messenger RNA of Hypoxylon trugodes, 2481 nucleotides long. RefSeq names its product P-loop containing nucleoside triphosphate hydrolase protein. Bases 297 to 2276 code for a protein of 659 amino acids. Gene Ontology annotation, molecular function: ATP hydrolysis activity; ATP binding. The record is from RefSeq and is a predicted model, not a curated record. Lineage: Eukaryota; Fungi; Ascomycota; Sordariomycetes; Xylariales; Hypoxylaceae. The transcript has 7 exons.
GUGUCAGGCAUCUAUGCAGGCUCGUCGCGCCGAUCCGAAAUAAAAAACUUUCCAUGAGGAUCUGGGAUAUUGGCCGCUUGGUUCUAAUAUUAAUAUCAGGCAAAUUCCUCGUUCAUUUUCUCCCCUUGGAAUAUCAGGAAACCCCAGUGACUUAUUAUCCUUGUCACAGCCGGUUACCGUACGUCUCUAGAUACUUAUGCAUGUACAUUGAGACCCUUGAGUAACUCAGUAAUAGGCGAACCAACCAUUUUCUCCCAUUUAUUUAUCUAUAUAAGGAUCGAUUAUCACACCACAAGAUGGCUGACGACGACACUUUAACCCUUCCUACCCCUGAGGAAAUUGCAGCUCUUGACGAAAUCUCAGGUGAACCAGAUCACGAACAUUCGGUCGAUAAUGUGGGAAUGAAAUGCAAAGUGAAGGAUCUCUACGAGGGACCUAUGACGAAGUGGGGGGAUAUAACCUGGGUUGAAGUAUAUCCCGAGAACGUCAAGAAGGUCAACAUAGAGGACAGAGAAAGAUACGCCUUGGUUGUUAAGUAUAAAAACAGCAAUGAGGAAGAUGAUCCGUUAAGAAUCCACGAGAUCACUGUGCAAAGUCCUCUACUCAAGAGCUUUCUCCAGGCCGUAAUCAAGGACGACCCUAGUUUGAGCCUGAAAAGCGCAGUCUUAGAAGAACCAUUCAAGGAUAUCUUCCAUCAUUGGACAGAGCUCAAGGAAGCUGCUUCUGAAUAUCACGACGAGGAAUCAAUCCGCCAUAUCCAACUACUAUUCGACCUAUUAAACAAAACGAUUAACAAGGCAUACGAUCAUUAUAAGGACCUAACCUCAAAAUCGCUAAUAACAUUCGAUUACUUGUGGACAUUGUUCAAACCAGGCGAUAUUCUAUUCGAACCAGGAGAUUCAAGGCCUCGCAUGUAUCGGCUCCUAAAGACUAAACAUAAAACCAUGCCUCUUAUAAUGGGAAAAGUGUUAAGAGAGUUUAAGCUGAAAUAUCUGGGCAUCGAUACGGACGGCGAGAAAUUUGGUUUCCAGACCAUCAAAGUCACCAUUGACGACUUCAAAGGGAUAAAAAAGAUCACAGACUUGCACGUAUAUCCUGAACGUUUCAUGGAAAACCGUAGCCACAUCCGUGAUCAGAUUUCUGCCCGCGGCAGGAAAUUCUAUUCGCUAGGAGGCAUACACUACAUGUUAUAUCAAGGAACAGUCUCCGAAGACGUUGAUGGUCGAGUUGUCGUCGAUGCUAAAGGAUACUAUCAAUAUACCUCCGCUAGUAUUCGUUUGACCUCCCUCCCUCAGGAUGAUUCUCAGGGUUCAGAUGUCGAAACCACCUCUAAAAAUGGCCUGACAGAGGAACAAUUACUCAUAUGCAGUCCGACUGUAAAUGGAUACUCUCUCACUCGUAAAAAAUGGGUGCAGCUAGACGUUAGUGAGGUUACGGAUAUUGAUUGGAACCCAGACGCCUUCGCCAAUCUAUUGUUGCCAAAACAGUAUAAAGAGUUGAUUCUCGCAUUUGUUAAGACAAGGCUCGCGCAACUAGAUGGCUUCGAUGACUUUGUCAAAGGGAAAGGCCAAGGCGUCAUAAUGCUUCUUGCCGGUUCGCCAGGCCUUGGGAAAACUUUCACAGCAGAGUCAGUCGCCGAAGAGGUGCAUGCACCCCUAUAUUCCGUGACUGCCACGGAACUUGGUUCUGGCGUCUAUUCACUGGAGACAUCUCUUACUGAGGCGCUGAACCUUGCUGCGCGGUGGAAAGCCGUGCUGCUUUUAGAUGAAGCCGAUGGAUUUCUUGGACAACGCAAAAUCCAUGAAACCGAAAGAAAUAGGUCGGUCGCAGUAUUCCUGCGUACUCUUGAGUAUUAUAAAGGUAUACUAUUUAUGACGACAAACCAAGCUAUAACCGUUGAUGCGGCUUUCGGGUCACGAAUUGACCUGAAGGUUAACUACCCACCCCUCACACAGGCCUUGCAGAAGGGCAUUUGGCGUAACUUUAUCAAACGCUUUCCAGAAAAUGCAGCUUUCACCGAAGCCGACCUCGAUACCUUCACCCAAAGGGAUAUAAAUGGAAGAGAUAUUAGAAAUGCCGUGAAGCUUUCUAGUAUUCUAGCGAAAAGUCGUAACGAAGCAUUGACGCCAGGCCAUGUGAGGGAGAUACUUAAAGUGGUGUAUGAUGAUCUUUGGGAAACAGUUGAAGGGGAAGUAGCUAAAGAAGCACCCCGUAGUACAGGGCUCCAGUUUUGGAAGCACUUCUUGACCAACAGGGCGGGACGGACACCAUUGUAACCACCCGAACAUCUAGAUAUAGGGCUUUGCUCAAGAAUCGUAUUCCUUGGGGUUAGAUUAGUCGACCAGUUAUAAUAUAAUUGCCAUAGGAUUGUUCUGCUUGGGAGUUAGGAUCUAGGUAUUUCUGGAUUUUCGAUAUCAGGGGGCCCUUAUCGAUACGUCACUCUUUAGGAAUUCACACUUCAUGAAUUGUGAUUUUACAUAC